Effrenium voratum is the source of this 1831-nucleotide messenger RNA. Lineage: Eukaryota; Dinophyceae; Suessiales; Symbiodiniaceae. The record is from the annotation of a GenBank genome assembly.
AUGGACGAUGCUGGGGCCGACGCCACGACCUCUGCGGCGCUGGGCCGCAUUCAAGAGCUCAGUCUGCAGGAGCCGGGCAACCUUGCGCGGCCGCGCGGCGCCACGCGACACGUCGACCGAGCUGUGCCAAGCUCCAUUGGUUUCAGGGCCAAGCAGCUCUUGCAGGAUGCGAUGCCGGCGGAUCGAGGUGCCGGCCAUGAAGUCGCCACCAGCAUUCUUUGCCUCGUGCAAGCGUUCAAGGACCUGGACAUGCUGGACGACAUCGAGCCAGCAGCCGCAGCAGCGCUGCUGCGGCUUUGCACGGAGAUGGACAAGGGGGUGGGGAAAGCAAGCCCCUCUUCGGAAGUCAGUCCUUCGCCGUUUGGCGAGGACCCAGCGGUCCUAUGGCAGAGCCAGCACCUUCAGCUCAUUUACAAGCCACCUGCCUGGGCGGUGGUCGGCGGGAGUGACGCCAGGCGCAUGGAUCGUUGGAUCCAGGGGCAGCUGGCCGGAGAUGAGUUGGCGGAGCAUGGCUUCGUGCACCGCUUGGAUCGCAAUACCUCGGGCUUGCUGCUGCACGCCAAGACUUACCUGGGCUACUACGGGGCAAAGCUGGAGUUCAACGCGCGGAGAGUGACGAAGCGUUAUGUGGCGCUGUGCUCUGGGCAUUUCCCCAAGGCGAUGAAGACGCUGGACUUCCCCUUGCGCAGUGUGCAAGUGGCGCCAGGAGUAUCCAGAAGCCGUGUAGAUGCUUCUGGGCAGCCAGCUCAGACAGAGGUUUUGCAGGUCUCCCACCUGCGACUCCGCGAGGCCUGGAGUCUUGUUGCCAUACACCUCCACACAGGCCGUAUGCAUCAGAUCCGUGCGCACUUCAGUCACCUUGGACACCCGCUGGCUGCGGACGAGGCAUACGGUGGGAGAAGCUUGGGCAAACGCGUCUUUCUGCAUGCUUUCCAGCUCCAGAUGCACUCAUGGCUCGCAGGAGAUGGCGUGAGGGCGAGCUGCCCGUUGCCACCAGACUUGGAGGAGGUGCUGUGCCUGCUGCAGCCCACGAGCCGAGAAGAUGCUUUAGCACUCGAGGCCAUCACGGACAUGCUCAUUCCGAGCGGGAAAAUGGGCGCAGCACGUGCAGCGCGUAUUAGCGAUGCAGACAACCAGUGCUUCGAGCUCCCAAGUGAAGUCGAGCAAUGGCUUGACUUGGCCCUGGAGGUACCGCGGGAGGACCAGUAUGUGAGACAGCAGCCGCGUAAGGCGGAGCGCCACCAGAAGCAGAUCGCGGCAGCCAGGUACAGCUAUGAGACCUGGCUGACAGUCACCUUAUCACAGCUGCGCUUGCCGCACCAGGCCCAGAAAGUUGUGGGCUGCCAUCGAGUGCCCAUUGCCUUCAACAAGCAGCUGCAGCUCAUUGAUGUGCUGAAUCUCGAGGACCUCACCGCCCCGGCCAGCCGCAUCACCGGCGCCGCCGAGCUCCGGCGCCGCCAGUUAAUGCAGCUGGGCUGGGCCAUCCACGGCAUCCGCCUCUCUGAGCUCUACGAGGCGGCGAGGACUGGCACCCUAAGGCUUGUCGUCUCCAAGCUGGUUUCCUGCUUGGACGCAACAGCCGCUCAAGCUGGAUUUGCAGAGCCAGCGCUACGUAGAAAGGCGCCAAAGGUCCGGCUCUUGAAUCAGCCUCUUCGGUCAAGACAGGACAAGAAGGAGCUCGCAGAGUUGUCGGAUGAAGAGGAGUGGGGCUCUUUGCCUCGCCGAGAUCCGCGAGCCGUGCUUCAUGAACGAGCCCGGCAGGCUGCCAAAGCAGCUGAAGUUAGCAGCAUUGGUUAAAGAAAAGAAAAGCGGUCUGGACAGGUGCAUGCGU